GCCGCGGUGGCUGAUGGGAAAGCACAGACUCGACAAGCCGCCAUCUUUCGUGUUAGCGCUCAAUAACAAGCAGUUUCAGUCAUUUUUCCUCCUUGUAUCCUUCUGAAGCAGCACUGCAUGUGUUAACUGAUCGGAGUUGCUAGUUUGAAGCCAGCCGGUUGCUCCCGCCCCCCUCGUAGACACAGACCCACUCCCUGAGCCCAAACCCGGGUCAGCUCCACCAUGGGCCGCUCCCGGAGCCGCAGCUCGUCCCGCUCCAAACACUCCAAGAGCAGCAAGCACAGCAAGAAGAGGAGCCGCUCCCGGUCCAGAUCCAGAGAUCGGGAGCGCUCCAAGAAGAGGUCCAAGUCCAGGGAGUCCAAGAGGAACCGGCGCAGGGAGUCCCGGUCUCGGUCCCGGUCCACCAGAGAGAGAGCCGCUUCACCCCCGGAGCGCAUCGACAUCUUCGGCCGCACGCUAAGCAAGAGGAACGCUCUGGACGAGAAGCAGAGGAAGGAGGAGGAGGAGAGGAAGGCGGAGAUGGAGAGGCAGAGGAAGAUCCGGCAGCAGGAGAUCGAGGAGAAGCUCAUCGAGGAGGAGACGGCCCGGCGGGUGGAGGAGCUGGUGGCCAAGCGCGUGGAGGAGGAGCUGGAGAAGCGUAAGGACGAGAUCGAGCGGGAGGUGCUGCGGCGGGUGGAGGAGGCCAAGCGCAUCAUGGAGCGGCAGCUGCUGGAGGAGCUGGAGAGGCAGCGGCAGGCCGAGCUGGCGGCUCAGAAAGCCAGAGAGGAGGAAGAAAAGUCGAAGCGGGAGGAGCUGGAAAAAAUCCUGGAAGAAAAUAACCGCAAGAUCGCCGAGGCUCAGGCCAAACUGGCCGAGGAUCAGUUGCGUAUCGUGGAGGAGCAGAGAAAGAUCCACGAGGAGCGCAUGAAGCUGGAGCAGGACCGUCAGAGGCAGCAGAAGGAGGAGCAGAAAAUCAUCCUGGGGAAGGGAAAGUCCAGGCCCAAGCUCUCCUUCUCGCUCAAGGCCACCGAGUGACCGAGCCCCCUCCUCUGCCACCUCCGCCCCCCCCAGGCCCCUCCACGUCACGCCCCGCCUUCAGCCCCCCUGCUCCUCGUGCUCCUCGUCCAGCCCCGCCCCUCCUCCCUGGAACGCUCGCUUCGUUUU
Molecule: messenger RNA, 1143 nt
Organism: Salarias fasciatus (jewelled blenny)
Lineage: Eukaryota; Metazoa; Chordata; Actinopteri; Blenniiformes; Blenniidae
Product: arginine and glutamate-rich protein 1
Exons: 4
Coding region: 223-1014 (263 amino acids)
Cellular component (GO): nucleoplasm; mitochondrion
Molecular function (GO): cadherin binding
Source: RefSeq, a predicted model, not a curated record